Molecule: messenger RNA, 3106 nt
Organism: Bicyclus anynana (squinting bush brown)
Lineage: Eukaryota; Metazoa; Arthropoda; Insecta; Lepidoptera; Nymphalidae
Product: UDP-glycosyltransferase UGT5-like
Exons: 5
Coding region: 1214-2809 (531 amino acids)
Molecular function (GO): UDP-glycosyltransferase activity
Source: RefSeq, a predicted model, not a curated record
UUUUAGUGUUAUUUAUAUAUCUUCAUCAGUUAUUUAUCUGUCUAAUAUGUCAAAUGAAAGCUUAUUUUAUGCUUCAUUUUGGUUUCCUAGAGUUUGUACAAAAAUGUGUUAAGCCGCAAUUUUACUAGUCAACAUAUUUGCAAUGUGUCACUGUUAAUAUUGUAUACCUCAUUAUCAUUUAUUAGUGAUAAGAAAUAUAUCUUUUAUUUCUUAUCAUUAAUAAAUAACAAAUAAGGGUAUAUAUUUCUAAUGUUGGAUCUUAGAUCAUAUUAUCAUUUCGUUCGUUUUCCCAGCUCUAAAUAUAUUCUAAGAUUAUUAAAAAAACGCCCAUUAUUACGUUGCUCUACGCGCAUUGUAGAUUCUGCAACUGAACGUCAACUCCUAUGCCAAUUUUGAAAAUGGUGGUUUUUGGUUGGCCGUAUUUUAAAUUCCUAUGCUAUGUUAGUUUUUCUUUUAAUUUCAUUAUAAUUAUAAUAUACUUAACAACAUCUGUAACGUUUUUCGCGUAUCGGUGUUACAUUUUUACAAAAUAUGGCAUAAUAGAUUCACAAAUACGUUAUGAAAUAACAUUCAUAGAAAUACAAAAUGACUUCGUGAUUUAUAUCCAUGACAUCAUCGAGCUCUAAAAAUGUUAUUUACCUGAGAAUCGUCCAAGUUUCGGACAAGAAAAAUGGUCGCUAGGUUUGUAUUAGCAUAUGAAUAGAAAAAUCACUUUUCUAUUAAGGAUACGACAUCAUGGAAGUGUGAAAGGGUGGAGCAGGUACGUUUUAACCCUAGGGUAAUCGCGCACCUAAAAUUAACGAGAGUGGUCGCAUGGAUUACAUUAUGUAGUCCAUUUUCAAAGUAAAAUAAAAAUAAUAUUCUAAUGUAAUUUUUUUAUACUUUGUGAUAUCAUAUAAUUAAUAUAGCUUAAUUUACUAUAUAAAAACAACGUUAUGGGUUACGAAAAUUAUUAUUGUAACGAUCCGUAACCGAUUUAACCGUAGUUACGAUUUCUUUUCGAGUCGAUAUGUGUGCUGUAACCUUUAGUCAAUCUCUGGCAGUUAAGUGCCUCCACCUCGUUAUCUAAACUCAAAGUCAAAAGUAGAAUUACUGACUAUGAGUGCAAUCGAUGCACACGCUAUAUAAAGUGUUCGAUUGGCGGUAAAACAUAUUGAAUUAUAUUAAUUAUUAUGCUAUUUAAUAAAAAUAUAUAUAUUUCAUUUAAGCAAAAAUGUAUAUACAACAUUUUAAAAUGAUUGGGUUUACGCUUUUAAUGAUAUUUUCUUUGAUGCCAAAAUAUAGUAAAUCUGCAAAUAUUUUGUAUGUAAUACCUUUUCCAUCUAUGUCACACUAUAUAGCUUUAAGGCCAAUUGGAUUAGAAUUAGCUCAAAGAGGACAUAAUGUGACUGUUAUAACGACGCACUUAGAACAUAUUCCAUUGCCUAACUAUCAUCAGGUACAAGUGGUAAAAAAAAGAUUCUGGGAACUAAUUGGUGGCGAAGCACCAAAUAUUUUUGAUUUGACAUCUUUAUCUGCUGAAGAAUUUCAUAAAAAAAUACAUUGGCCAGGCAGCAUAGGUCUAAUAAAUGUAGUAUUGUCCUCUCCUGAAGUAAAAGAGUUUUUAAAGAAGGACAACACCUUUGAUUUAGUUAUUUGUGAACAAUUUUUUCUAGAAGCUUUGCUUGCAUUGUCAGUAAAAUAUAAUGCACCCUUAGCAAUUAUAUCCACAUUUGGGAACUGCAUGAAGCAUAAUUUAGCGACGGGUAAUCCGCUUCAGUUAGCUACAGUUACAGCAGAAUAUCUAGAUGUACAUAAUCCCAGAAGUUUUUGGGGCAGAUUAAGGAACUUUUACUUCACUGCCUAUGAUUAUUUUUGGUGGAAAUAUUGGUACCUUGGCAAGCAAGAAGAGCUCGUUAAAAAGUAUUUCCCAGAGUUGGGCGAUAAUACUCCAAGCUUAUAUGAAUUGCAAAGGGAUGCUGCGUUAAUGUUGAUCAAUAGUCACUUCAGCUACGAUACUCCUUCUGCGCUGUUACCAAAUAUUGUAGAUAUUGGCGGAGUUCAUCUUACUUCUUAUAAUGCAAGCCUACCAAAUGAUUUGCAAAAGCUAUUAGAUGAUUCAAAAGAAGGUGUAGUUUUUGUAAGCUUUGGAUCAAAUGUUAGAAGUUCUGAAUUACCACCACAGAAAAAGAAUGCAUUUUUAAAUGUAUUCAAGCGCCUGAAACAGACUGUUUUAUGGAAAUGGGAAGAAGAUGAUUUAGAAGGAAAACCAGAUAAUUUGGUUAUACGCAAAUGGUUACCCCAAAAAGAUAUUCUUGCUCAUCCCAACAUCAAAGUAUUUAUUGGACACGGAGGUCUAAUAGGGUUGCAAGAAACAAUAUUUAAUGGAGUCCCUGUAGUCGGUAUACCUAUAUAUGGCGAUCAAUACAACAAUUUGCUUCUAAUUGAAGAAGCUGGUGCCGGCAAACUUUUAGAAUAUCACAAAAUAAAUGAAGACACUUUAUAUGAAACUCUUAACGAUAUCUUAAACGAUGAUUCUUAUAUGAAAAGCGCUAAAAAUUUACAACGAAGAUGGAAAGAUAGGCCAAUGAGUCCAAUAGAUACAGCAAUGUUCUGGUUAGAAUAUGUAAUUCGUAAUAAAGGUGCUGAAUACAUGAAGAAUCCUGCAAGAAAUAUGAAUUGGUUUGCGUAUACCAUGGUGGAUGUAUAUGCAUUUAUUUUUGUUAUAAUCAUAACAGUAAUAGGAUGUUUUGUUAAAAUAUUAAUGACAGUCGCAAAAUAUUUAUCUAAACCUCAGAAAAAGGUAUCUAGAAAGAAAAAACGGGCAUAAUUUUUGUCAGCAAGCUGAUUAAUAUUGACGAUCAUGGUUUAAACAAAUGUACAAAAGAAAUAAAAGCAUGCAGAAACCUAUACUAUUUGUUUCUCAUUCUUGGUCACUCCUGCUUGUUGGAAAGUCACCUAAAUUUACAAUGUUGUUGGCAACUCCUUAAAUUUUAAUUCCCACCUAGAUACUAUGACAUUUUACCUUUUUCGGUAUAUACCGAUACCUACUUACAUCUGUAGAAUAAUUUAUCGGAAUUUUAAAAUUAAUAGUCUCUGAGCUAAGCCGUGGAUGGACAGAUGGACA